UCCCCUGCAUCUUCUUCUCGGGACUUCGGGAACCAGAGCGACCAAAAAUUGCACUCGGGCAAACACCUCAGGCUGUGGUUCAUCUUUCUCCCUUUGAUAUACAUUGAAGUAUUACCUACAAAAGCGGACCUUGUAUCGCUUGUCUUGUCUGCAAUCCUCGUUCCUUCCAUCUCCAACCAAAGCACAAUGUCUGCAGCCAAACCACCCACGGUGCUCACGAUAGCUGGCAGUGAUCCCUCUGGUGGAGCGGGCAUCGAAGCCGACCUCAAGGUCAUUACUGCGCACGGUUGUUAUGGCAUGACCACGAUCACCGGCUUGACAGCGCAGAAUACUCUCGGGGUUCGAGAUAUCUUCGUCAUUCCGGCCGAGUUUGUCAAGAAAUCUCUCGAUGCGGUGUUUGAAGACAUGCCGGUCGACGUCGUCAAGACGGGCAUGUUGACGUCGGCAGCCACUAUCGAGGUUGUGGCCGACGCUAUGAAGCAGUGGAAAGUGGAGAAGUUGGUCCUUGAUCCAGUCCUGAUAUCAACAUCUGGCGCCCAUUUGGUUCCGAGCGACGCUCUGGAAAUGCUGAGAGAGGUUUUGCUACCGAUGGCAUUCAUCGUGACUCCGAACCUGGCAGAGGCGCAGGUCCUGGCAGGAAUUACUGAGUUUCGGGAGGUUGUCACUGUCGCGGAUCUCAAGUCACUUGCCUCGCUCAUCGGAACGCUGGGGCCGAAAUACGUGCUGGUUAAGGGCGGCCAUUCUCCGCUGAUGAAGGAUGGAACGCUUCCGCCACCGGGGAAGACGCCAGAGAUUGUCGUCGACGUCCUGUUCGAUCCGAAGACACACAAGUUUGAGAUAUUCGAGAAGCCGUACGUAGAUAGUACGAGCACUCACGGCACCGGAUGUUCGCUGGCUGCGGCUAUUGCGAGCAACCUGGCGAAGGGCCAAGGGAUUUCCGAUGCUAUCAGAGAGGCGGGGCAGUAUAUCUCGUGGGCGAUCGAAACUGCUCCAGGCUUUGGCAGCGGAAAGGGGCCGCUGAACCACCUGCACAGCAACUACAUGGUUCCUUUCGCACCUGGUCAUUUUCUGGAUUACCUCAAGGGCCACCCCAAAGUCCAAAAGGUCUGGGAGGGAUACACCAGGCAUGAGUUCAUCAAGCGACUGGGUGCUGGAACCUUGACUGAAGAUCAGUUUGCCUACUACCUGAGACAAGACUAUCUCUUUCUGACCCAAUUUGCCCGCGCCCAUUCUCUCGCCGGCUCCAAGGCGAACCGCAUGGAAGACACCCUCGCGGCGGCCAAGAUCGUGCAACACAUUUACGAAGAGUCGCGUCUGCACAUCAACUACUGCGAGGGCUUCGGCAUCAGCAAGGAAGACAUCGAGGCGACCGAAGAGGACAUCGCGUGCACCGCCUACACGCGUUACGUUCUCGACAUCGGCAACUCGCACGACGUACUCGCCCUACACGUCGCAUUGGCGCCGUGCCUAUUCGGCUACCACGAGAUCGGCGCAUGGCUCCUCGCGGACGCCAACACGAAGCAUCACGACAAUCCGUACUACAAGUGGAUCCUGGUCUAUGGCCAGUCCGAGUCGUAUCUCAACGCCGUGCGGGAGGGCAGAGCGUUCUUGGAGAGGAAGGCGCGCGCCGCCGGCCCAGAUCGCCUCGAGGAGUUGGUCGAUAUCUUUGCCCAUGCGACGAAGAUGGAGAAGGGCUUCUGGACUAUGGGGUUGGAGGGCCCGGCGAGAAGGUUGGGCACCUCCGAGUGAAUUUGCGUGAGCUGGACGUUCUUAUGCG
Messenger RNA from Tricharina praecox, 1777 nucleotides. Its product is annotated as thiamine biosynthesis protein Thi-4. The record is from RefSeq and is a predicted model, not a curated record. NCBI's taxonomy places the organism in Eukaryota, Fungi, Ascomycota, Pezizomycetes, Pezizales, Pyronemataceae. Gene Ontology annotation, biological process: thiamine biosynthetic process. Gene Ontology annotation, cellular component: cytosol. The coding region runs from base 187 to 1749 and encodes 520 amino acids. Gene Ontology annotation, molecular function: thiaminase activity; phosphomethylpyrimidine kinase activity; hydroxymethylpyrimidine kinase activity. The transcript is spliced from 6 exons.